This is a messenger RNA of Rhizoctonia solani, 231 nucleotides long. RefSeq names its product DNA-directed RNA polymerases I, II, and III subunit RPABC5. The transcript is spliced from 4 exons. The record is from RefSeq and is a predicted model, not a curated record. The coding region runs from base 1 to 231 and encodes 76 amino acids. NCBI's taxonomy places the organism in Eukaryota, Fungi, Basidiomycota, Agaricomycetes, Cantharellales, Ceratobasidiaceae. Gene Ontology annotation, cellular component: RNA polymerase II, core complex; RNA polymerase I complex; RNA polymerase III complex. Gene Ontology annotation, molecular function: zinc ion binding; DNA-directed RNA polymerase activity; DNA binding. Gene Ontology annotation, biological process: transcription by RNA polymerase II; transcription by RNA polymerase I; tRNA transcription by RNA polymerase III.
AUGAUUAUCCCGGUUAGGUGCUUUACAUGCGGAAAGGUCAUUGGAGAUAAAUGGGAGGACUACGUCAAGUUGCUGAGGGAUGAUGUGACUGAAGGAGACGCAAUGGACCAACUAGGACUGAAACGAUACUGCUGCAGACGUAUGGUUCUCACACACGUAGACCUCAUUGAGAAGUUACUCCAAUACAAUCCCAUGGAGCGAACAAAAGAGCGCAUGACGCGCGAUGGCUGA